GUGAUGUAAACACGGAAAUGCCCAACGCAACCGAGGGAAACAAGAGAAGUAACAAAUAUCGUUUCACUUUUGCCAAAGAAUAGGAUCUCCGCGUACAUUUUAGGUUUCAACCGCAUCCUGACAUCCCAUAUUUCACCUUUUUAAGUAUAGUUCUAUUGCACAUAACAUCAUUUACUUGGAACUGAAUGGAAAAUGGAGGAAAAACACAAGAAAAUACUUCAGCGCAACAGGACUAAUGUGGUGAAAGACUUGGAUCCAUCUAACAUCUACGAUGGCCUUCUUGAAAAAGGAGUGUUCACCCAGGACAUGAUCGAUGAGAUAAAGAGCUCGGGGACCAGACGAGAUCAAGCCAGGCAGUUAGUCCGGGACUUGGAAACCCGGGGGAGUCGGGCCUUCCCGUUAUUUCUAGAGUGCCUUCUAGAAACAGGUCAGCACAGUUUGGCAGAGAUCCUUCAGAGUGGAACUCCAGCAGUUCAUCUGCAGCCUGCAUCACCAACUCCAGUUGUGCGCCCUGUUCUCCAGCCUCUCCCAAUUUACUCUCCUAUGGAUGAUGAUAAGCCAAAGAAAGAGCCUCUCUCUGUCUAUCCAUUACCUAAACCUAGUCCUGCUCCUAGUCCAUCACCUGACAACGAUUUCUUGAGACUAAGACAUCAAGGUAGAACACGACGGGAUAGUCUUCAGUGCUACAAAAUAGACGCUAGCCCCUGUGGUCAUUGCCUCAUCAUAAACAACGUGGACUUCGAACCCGGGAGCGACCUGAACGAUCGCAAGGGCUCCAACAUAGACUGCGACAAGCUGGAGAGGAGAUUCAAGGCUCUCAACUUCAUUGUGGAGGUCAAAACGAACCUGAAACAAAGACAAAUCAAACAUGAACUGUCAUGUUUGCGUAAAAAGGACCAUUCACAGUACGACUGCUGUGUGGUCAUCAUGCUGUCCCACGGGACCGAGGUGAGUCACAACCGCUUCCCUGGUGCCGUGUACGGUGUGGAUGGACUACACGUCCCGGUUCAGCACAUCACAAACUACCUCAACGGCCAGCAUUGCCCGUCUUUACAAGGCAAACCUAAACUUUUCUUCAUUCAGGCCUGUGGAGGAGGUGAAAAAGACACAGGCUUUGAGGUUUCCCCUGAUGAGGUCGAACCAUCCAGCGGUGGAGUAGACGACGAAACAGACGCCAUCCCGGUGUCAUCCAGCAGCGACUCUCUGAGCACGUCCGACGAGGUGGAUGCCAGACCCACGCUGCCAACCCCGAGUGACAUCCUGGUCUCAUACUCUACAUUUCCUGGUUAUGUGUCCUGGAGAGACACCCAGUCGGGCUCCUGGUACGUAGAGACACUGGAUCGUAUCCUUGAGGAAAACGCUGCUACCGAUGACUUGGUCACAAUGUUGAUGAUGGUGAACCACGAAGUUUCCCAAAAUUCUGCAAAAGGCCUCUACAAGCAGAUGCCUGGCUCCUUCAACUUCCUCCGCAAACUCUUCUACUUUAAAACACAGACGUAGCGCAAAAGUUAAAUUGUCAGGGAACAUUUGUCUACAUCUACACAUCUGCACAAAAAAAAGAUGUCUGAACUGUGACUGUGCUGUGACUGUUUGAUCAUGUCUUACUGUGCGUUCCUAUCAUUUCUCAUGUCUUUAAAUGGUUGUUGAUUUUUAUAAAUGAACUUUUGGGGAGCAGGUGUCAUAUUAGAAAGACAAAAUUUAAAUACUAUUUUGCUGUAAAAUCUAUUAAAUUGAUUUUACUUAAAAAUAUACACUGCCUCAAAGUAAAGUAAAUGUAAUGCAUUUUAUUACAACUACUUGAGUAUAUAGUGCAACAGACUUUAAUUUAUUAAGUCUACUUAACUUACCCUUACUCUAUUUAACAACAACAAUUAACCACAAAUUCCAAAUGAGUUGUACUCACUCACUUAUUCAGGUUCACCCAAUUAAAUCAUAUAAAUUUUAUUUUUAGAAAUGAUUUCAAUAUUAAAGCAGUGGUGGUGGGCCGGAAGUGCAGAGUUGUUUGUAUACCUAUUUAAAAUAUUCAAUUUUGUGUAUUGUGCUUUGCAUUUUUGUAUUUUAUAUUUUUGUUUUAUUGCUAUAUAUUUGACUUCUCUUACUUUUGCACAUUUUUUAUUUUUUGUUUGUGGUUCUACUUGGGGACGGGUUCAACUCAUUAAAAAUACUCUCGCUAGACACUCAGUACAGGACGGACGGAUGGACAGAUAGACAGACAGAUAGAUACUUUAUUUAUCCCUCGGGAUAAAUACUGAAAAGGUAGCUCCUGUUGUUGGACAGAUACUGUAUAACAUGGCCAACCAUGGGAGGAUUGUUUGUCUUAGGGCUUAUGCGGCAAUACAUGUGUGAUUCAACCUAUUAAACUGUGUCAUCAAUGUAACUUCUUUCAAUUAUUUCAAUCAGAAAUGGUGAUAAUAUACAGGGUUAUGUUCAAAAAUCUUAUGUUUUGGUUCAAAAUUAAACUUUAAUGAUUAAAAAAA
Messenger RNA from Mugil cephalus (flathead mullet), 2477 nucleotides. RefSeq names its product caspase 9, apoptosis-related cysteine peptidase (gene casp9). Lineage: Eukaryota; Metazoa; Chordata; Actinopteri; Mugiliformes; Mugilidae. The coding region runs from base 193 to 1500 and encodes 435 amino acids. Gene Ontology annotation, biological process: regulation of apoptotic process; proteolysis; apoptotic process. The record is from RefSeq and is a predicted model, not a curated record. The transcript has 10 exons. Gene Ontology annotation, cellular component: cytoplasm.